AAUAGAAAGAAACACGCCUACUUGUAUUUUAGGGAGUAGAACAUGCGACAUCAAUGCUAUACAUUCAAGCUACCAACACUUCACAAGAUGGCGAACAACAUCGUGGUGUACAUCAUCUGCUCUCUCGCCAUGUUCCACAUUACAGCUGGAAUGAAUGGCUGCUGUAAUGUCGUCACCAUAGGAACUGUGAUACAUGUCAAGUGUUCAGGAUGUCGUCUACAAACUGUUCCUGAAAAUUUGCCAAUCAACGCGACGGAGUUAAAUCUACAUAACAACAACCUGACUAUAUUACAUCAGGAUUCAUUCAGAUAUCUACAUCAACUAAAUAAACUAAUAUUAUCAUCCAACGGAUUAUCAAUGAUUUCGUCAGGAGCAUUUGACGGUUUGCAGAACCUAAAAUACCUCGAUUUAUCCAACAACCUUCUCGAAAAUUCAUCGUUUGAUGUGUUUGCUUUUCAACCUUUAAUACGUUUGACACACCUGGAUCUACGACAAAAUAGGUUGCAUUUAAAGGAAACCUACCCCGAGCAUGCAAUAGCGUAUUUGUCACAGGUUGAAACUCUAAAAAUAGAUGUUUUCGAAGGAUUCCGUUUCGGAAUUGGGUUUUUGAAUUUAACCAAGUUGAAACAAAUAAAUUUUGCUGUGGUUUUACAGGAAAGUAUAUCGGUUCUAAAUUCUACAUUCCUUGGACUUGAACGGACAGUAAUAUCUCAUUUGGUUUUACAUUUCUCAAUGAAAAAGUUCGAAAUAAACGCAUUGGCUCCAUUUCACAAUUUGGUAUCACUUAAAUUUCAUUCGGGGCGAACAAUGAACAUUCGGGAUGUCCAGAAAACACUUUAUGGAUUACAAAAGAGAAAAAUGGAAUAUCUAGAACUAACAGAUAACUACUUUCCAUCUGUCAGUAGUAUAUUUUUGAUGAAAUCUGACUUCGUUUAUCUACGCACAAUCUGUGUUCGAAAAAUUGAUCUUAGUAUGAAUAAUAUAGAGGGAAUAGAAAUGGACGCUAUAUUGUCAUGGCCUAAUAGGAAAUGCCUGGAAAUAUUAGACAUAUCCUCAAAUAAUUUCCUGUCCAUACACAUAUUUUACCUUCUUGUGUUGUUUCCAUCCUUAACUCAUUUAUAUGCUUCAGAUCAAAGUUCAAUAAAAUUUAGGAAACGUUCAUCAGCGUCUAUGGAGCAAACGUUGUUUCUACCACAUUCUCUUAUAUAUCUAAAUUUUUCUCGUAACCCCAUUGGUGGAUCGCUUGUAAAUUCAACACUUCAUGAAAGUAACAAUCUCAAAGUCCUGGAUCUGAGUUACCCGCUUAGGCAUCUGUCAUGUUCCUAUGGACGUUUAAAAGGUUUGGUCAAUCUAACAGAAUUCUACAUGUCAGGAUUUGAGUGUUCACAUCCUAACCCGGAAAUGUUUUCCGAUAUGCCCAACCUCUUAACAUUAGAAGCAAAGGAAUGUAACCUCGGACAUGUGCUUGCCAAAGAUAACAAUUUAUUAUUCAAAGGAAGGUACAAACUCACCUUCCUGGAUCUCUCCGCCAAUAACAUAUAUUUAUUGAGCCCCAUAAUAUUUGCAGAUCAGCAAUAUUCACUGAAAACGUUAAUUUUUGCUUCAAAUCAAUUGAUUAGCCUUCAUAUGCACAUCUUAAUGGAGCUCCAUGCACUAGAAACUUUGGAUGUUAGUCAUAAUCGCAUACCAACGUUGACAAAAUCAGACAUUGCACUUCUGGAUACACAUCAAACUAAAUCUCCCGCAUUCAAAGUGAAUCUGCUUGGAAAUCCGUUGGUGUGCAGCUGUGAAGUAUUGGACUUCCUUGAUUGGGUUGGCACAACAAACAUGUUAUAUAACAGAGACAAUCUUUUAUGCAGUACACCAGAUGGCAGUCAGAUAAAGGUGAUAAAAUUCCUUCAAACAUUUGGUCAAUUUAAGGAAAGGUGUGCUUCUCAAUUCUGGUUAAUCAUAUCUAUGAUAAUGAUCAUCGUUUUCGUUUUUACGGCUUUUCUAUCCAGAGUGGUUUGGAAACACAGUGUGAAAUUGAGGGUAUGGUGUAGACAGCCUUUGGAAUAUGAAGUGUUUCCAUUCGAUGUCUUUAUAACCUACUGCAACGAGGAUGCAAGAUGGGUUACUAGAACACUUGUUCCUUGGCUAGAGCAGGAAGAUGUUGAAUACUGCAUCGAUGACAAAAGUUUCGAACUAGGGUUAGACAUAUUGGACAACAUUAUGAACGCUAUUGAUAACUCACGCAAGUCUGUUUUUGUUGUAAGCUGCAAGUAUUUCAAGCGGGAAUGGCAAACUUUCACAAUGCAACUAACCAGUGUGUAUUCUUUUCGAGACGGACGAGAAAAUAUGAAUGUCAUUAUUCUAAUAGAUGAUAUGAGACGAAGUGAAUUUCCGAAGCUUAUUCGUAAAAACUGGGAUGAAAUACGUCCUAUUAUAUGGCCUAACGAAAACUGUUCUGAUAAAAAUAAGCUCAUCAAAGCUAAAAAGGCAUUUUGGAGAACAUUGUUGGGACGAAUUAAAUAUUGAAACAGAAUUUUGGGUAAAAAAUCCGAUACUAAAGUGUGAUUUACAAUAAAUUUAAUAACCAUAAAACGUUACUGAUGUCGUAAAUUCAUUAUGGGAUUAAGUAUUUUAAUAGAAAGAAAAAAAAUGUAUGUUAAAUUAGCUGAAAUCAUAAUGGAUUUUCAUUAUCAGACAAUUGUGAUUAUUGUGAUGACUUAUAUAUAUAAUAUAUACAGUGUGUUUGGUAUAUCUAGUGAUCUUGUGUAUAUUUUGCACUAUAUUGCUUAUCAAGCAUUGUAUAUUUUGUUUAUAAUUCUGCAUAAAGUUUACAUUGUUUCGAACCAUAAAGUGUGUACUUAUGAAUAUUUUAUAUACUAUAUGUAUUGUGCAUAUUAUAUUUAAUAUCUUAUUAUGUAAGUGAUGUGAUCGUUUUGGAAAAGGAUAUAAAUCAAUAGUCAAAUCUAAGUAUUAACUUCAAAAUUUAAGUGUUAAACUACUUUGGGAUCAGACUUAAACUCAAAUUAUUAAGAAAUACCUAUAAAACUUUGUGAUUUUGUUAGAUUUCUCAGCAAUCCUAUUCAAAUAUAAUAAACUUUAACUCUGACCAGAAAACAGUUAACUGUUAGGGGAAACAAUAGAACAACCUGUAACAACCCAUACAUCUCGUGUUUUCCCUUUUAAUAAAAACAGUAAAUCUCUUGAUAAUAUGAAAAGGCAAAGCCUAAAAAAGUGUUGCUUUUGUUGAUCUCUAAUAUUCACUGAUAAGAAUGAGAUAAUACUGAUUUCAGAAUGAGAUAAGAUAAGCUUUAUUUGUAGUCGGCAAGUCAAGGAAUAACAAUAUAACACAAGCUCUAAUUCAU
Molecule: messenger RNA, 3353 nt
Organism: Mizuhopecten yessoensis (Yesso scallop)
Lineage: Eukaryota; Metazoa; Mollusca; Bivalvia; Pectinida; Pectinidae
Product: toll-like receptor 2 type-1
Exons: 2
Coding region: 88-2517 (809 amino acids)
Biological process (GO): immune response; toll-like receptor signaling pathway; inflammatory response
Cellular component (GO): membrane
Molecular function (GO): transmembrane signaling receptor activity; protein binding
Source: RefSeq, a predicted model, not a curated record